Molecule: messenger RNA, 654 nt
Organism: Knipowitschia caucasica
Lineage: Eukaryota; Metazoa; Chordata; Actinopteri; Gobiiformes; Gobiidae
Source: the annotation of a GenBank genome assembly
AUGGUAUGGUUUGUGGUGGGGGUGGGGGGAGGAGGGUGUGGGGGGGGUUUGGGGUGGGGGUUGGGAGGAGGAAGUAUGGGUUUGGGGGGGGUGGUGGUUGGGGGGAUUGGGGGGGGGGGGGGUGUGUGGGGGUGGUUUGAGAGAGAUGUUUUGUUGUAUGGGGGGGGGGGUUUGGGGGGUUGGGGGGGGGAGAUGGGGAGUAAGGUGUUGUGGGAGUGGGGGAUUGUGGUAUGGGGGUUGGGGGGGGGUGUAGAGGGGGGGUGUGGUUGGAGGAAGAGGGGGUGGUGGGGGGGGGGGGUUGGUGGGGGGGUUGAGGUGGGGGGGUGGGGAUUAUGGGUGGUUGAUGGUGGGGUGGGGGGGGGGGGGGUGGAUGGUGGGGGAGUGAGGUGGGGGGGUGGGGGGGUAUGGUUUUGGGUUGUGGGGGGGGGGGUGUUGGUUGUUGGGGGGUUGUGGUGGGGGGGAAUAGAGUGGGUGGGUUGUGGGGUGGGGGGGGGGGGUAAUUGGGUUGGGGGGGUGGUUUUUGGUAGUUGUGGUUGUGUGGUUGUUGUUGUUGUGAUGUGUGGGUGUUUUUGGUUGAGGUGUGGUUGUGAGGGGGGUGUGGGGGAGAGGGUUGGGGAAUGUGGGGUUGAAUGGUUUGGGGUUGGUUGGGUGUGA